This is a messenger RNA of Auxenochlorella protothecoides, 468 nucleotides long. RefSeq lists its product as hypothetical. Gene Ontology annotation, cellular component: nucleotide-excision repair factor 1 complex. Gene Ontology annotation, molecular function: protein binding; damaged DNA binding. NCBI's taxonomy places the organism in Eukaryota, Viridiplantae, Chlorophyta, Trebouxiophyceae, Chlorellales, Chlorellaceae. The record is from RefSeq and is a predicted model, not a curated record. The transcript has 3 exons. Bases 1 to 468 code for a protein of 155 amino acids. Gene Ontology annotation, biological process: nucleotide-excision repair involved in interstrand cross-link repair; UV-damage excision repair; base-excision repair.
AUGUCCCAUUUGGAUCACCAGGGUCUAGCCACCGUCUCGAGGGUGUGCAAGUCCUGGCAUGAGGCUGCCACGGCCGAUGCACUACUGUGCUCGGCCUGUGCCGGAGCCUACGCGGACCCCAACCCCUCCCAGCGCCUCGUCACCAAGACACAUGCGCAGUACCUGUACCGCAUGAGGCCAGCGGACCUGGCAGCGCUGCCACACGCCGUGGCCUCCAAUCCCAUCAACCCAGCCUUCCUGCCCAUGCACCUCUUCCGAAAGGCAGAUGUCGAGGAGGCUGCAUGGGAGAAGAAGAGGACGAGCACAAAAUCAGUGCGGAGACACAAGGAGCCGCUGCCACACGCCGUGGCCUCCAAUCCCAUCAACCCAGCCUUCCUGCCCAUGCACCUCUUCCGAAAGGCAGAUGUCGAGGAGGCUGCAUGGGAGAAGAAGAGGACGAGCACAAAAUCAGUGCGGAGGUGUGGCUGA